Messenger RNA from Adineta ricciae, 3450 nucleotides. The record is from the annotation of a GenBank genome assembly. Lineage: Eukaryota; Metazoa; Rotifera; Eurotatoria; Adinetida; Adinetidae.
AUGUCAUUGAAAAGAAUUUUCAGUUGGAUUCAUAAGAAUGUUUCGAGUUACAAUCUUUUCCUAUUGGAAGAAAAUGAUUAUGACGAUCAUUCCACAGUCAAAGACUCGACUGUUCUUCUCAAAUUACAAAAAUACAAAACUUGGUUGUAUUCCGUACUUCUCACAGUAUGCCUUUACGUAUUAUUCUAUGGAACUUUAAUACAAAUCGAAACCGAAACAGUUGCAGUUUCUCCGAUCACAUUAGGUGUAUUUGAUCAACUGUAUGCUGAACGAAGCGAAACUCUGACAUGCCCAUGCUCAACCGUCACAAUUCCAUACAACAAAUUCCUAUUGAACAUCGUUAAAAUGCAUCCGGUUUGUUCGAGUAUUUUCGUGAGCAAAGAAUGGAUUGAUGGGUUAUAUCUCGAAAAUGCAGGUCUGUACGGUGUUUGGGAUUUUCGAAAAUCAGCCUAUGGGCAGUUUGAAAUUCUAUCCCGAUUGUGUUCGCUAUCUCAAGAUAUUAUUACUGCACUUCAAAAUAGUGUGAAUAACACUGAACUUGUGACCAUUAAUCUUCUUUCCCGACGGCAAACUCAGCUGGAAAUAGAUAANGGAUCAAUGCUCGUUCUUUGUCUCGUUACAUCACUUGACAGCCAAAUCGAAACAAUAAUUGUGUUGAAUCCUUCGUUAACUACUUACGUUUCAUUAGAAAGUAAAUAUUCCACGACACUUCGAUGCCCAUGUGCAAAUAAAACCAUGCUUUACCGAACAUUACUUUCCUUGUCCCCAGUUUUCCAUCAAGUAUGUUCGAGUGGUUUCGUUCAGAGUGACUGGAUUGAACAAAUGAUCAAUAGUAUGCGGUACAGGAACCCUUACGAUUGGCGUGGAAGCGCCUAUAAGCAAUUUCAGGUGUUAUCCGAUCUUUGCCAGUUAGCUAACCAAACCAUAAUUGCCGCGAUGGAUCGAUUUCUUUCACAAUCCUUUAUCGCUUCUUCUGUUAUGAAUGAAAUCGAUUUCAAUGAGCAAUUGAACGCAAAUCUUAAUCAGUUUUACCAAUCAACAGCAUACACAUUUGAUCUAAUGAAUGAUAUCAUUCGAUUUAUUCAACAAGUUGAUCAAUUCUACGAAGGAGUGGUGAAACUGACGAACUAUUAUGAUCCCAUUUUGCCCAUUAUUAGUAUAGAAAAUGCGACAAAUAAUUAUCAAAUAGCACGGAUCGGCCUUCUUUUAUACGGCAUUCAGGAUGUUGACUCAGGAGCCACUACCUGUUUGUGUGCUGCAAAUCCCUACUGCCAACGGCGAGCCAUCAUCUCUGACUUGGAUCCCAUUGUAGACUAUAAUUAUAUAUAUGGAUAUGGAUUCAAUCAUAAUCUUACUGGCUGGAUGGAAGGCUGUCUUGCGCAUGAUUCGAUUUUACUUUCUACACUCGAGUGUUUAUACGCAGAUUCAGAUUGUUUUCCUUUUCUGAUGAGUUAUAUCAUAAAAUCAAACACGGACACGUUGUCGCUUCCGACGUCAUCAUUUCGCCUUCAACCACUUGUUGACAAUUUGGCAACGAGUCAUUAUCAGCCGAAUGCAACGGUUUCAAUGAUGGUCAAGCAACUAAUGCUCGAAGAAUGGAAUCUCGUUUCAUCGUACGGGCGAUUUUAUGAUUCUUGUGCGCCACUAUAUUGUUCCUAUGCUGAAACUAUGCGUAAGCAGAACUUUUUUGGAGUGAUGAUCACUUUUAUAUCAAUGAUUGGUGGAAUUAUUGUGACCUUACGUAUUUUAACACCUCAACUUGUCAAAUUUACAUUGGGCCUAUUAUCAAUAUGUGCAAGAAAGUCAAGUCGAUCUAAGCAAAGUAAUCGUCAUUCUUCUCUAGUUCAACGUCGAAAUGGUAAUCGAUUGAAGAUUCUGGUAUGGAAACUAAUGACACUUAUCCGCAGUACAAUAGUCGGAUUGAAUAUAUUUCCGCUCCGCGCUUUUGGCACCGGCAUUAAUCAAGCGACGGCAAAACGCUAUGGUCAAUGGGCAACUCGUCUCUAUUUCAUCCUCUUCAUCACAAUGCUCGUCACCCUUGCCUUCUACACAGUUAUUCAACCACGAACUGUGACAAAAAAGUUCGACAGGCCAUCUUUCACCUAUUAUUAUAAUCACUUGAGAGAAAUCUAUGGCGAUGAUUUGAAGUGUACUUGUUCUAAAAUAGCAUCGACAUACCAUGAAUUUGUCAGUAUUCAACCAGUUUUUCAUUCGAUUUGUUCAAGUCGAUUCGUUUCCGACGAAUGGCGAGUGGGCCUGACAAAUGGUUUUGCUUCUAAUUUAUCUGGUUAUGCGACAAACGAUUAUCAUCGUUUUCUUGCCGCUCAUUUAUUCUAUCUCCAGCAACUAUGUCAACAUUCGAUGCAGACAGCAAACAAUUCAAUAAAUGAGUUUCUCACCUCACUUUUAGUCACCAAUGAACUUUUGUCUGCGAACGAUUUUUCCGAUCGUCUUAAAAUCUUAAUCGAACAGAGUAAGUCCAAUGCUCCGAUUUUAUUUUCUCAAUUAUUGUUCUUCACUCAAACUGUGAUUCAUGGAAACGCGUUCAUAUCUACUUAUGCAACAAAUUUCCAGUACGUGUAUGUCAUGAAUGGAACUGACGCUCCCACUACACCUGCAGAAGCUCUAAUCUAUGAUGAUGAAUGCUCGUGUGCACGAUUUCCCAAUUGUACAACGCAAGCGAAUUUUAUUGAACCGAAUUCGUCUGCAAACGUGCCAGUCAAAGGUAUAAAAAUCGGAUGCACACCAAGUGAAUCAUUUCUGGCUUCAACUCUCGAAUGUUUCUACGAUCAAUCGUGUCUUGAUCUUAUUCAACAGUAUACAAACUACGAGAACUCCUCAGCGCCUCUCUCAACAACUUCUAGUCAGUUUUCACAGAAUACGACUAUAGACGAACUGAGACAAAAUUUAUUCAUUGAGCGAUGGUUAACGAAGACGAACUAUUCAUCCUAUUAUCAACAAUGCUCACCUUUGUUAUGUACAUAUACGAGUAUUGAAAAUUUUAACAUACUGUAUGCAAUUACCCUUAUACUGGGUCUCCAAGGUGGCUUGACAAUCGUUCUGAAAUGGCUUUGUCCGAAAUUUGUUCGAAUUGCGUUGAAGAUCCAUCAGAAUCGAAAAACACGUACAAUUCUUAUCCACCCUGUUGUACUUAGUGGAACAAAUAUUCGACAUACGGAUUGGAAUGGUAUGGAGACGACAAUGGAUACAACACUCCAAAACAAUGCCAUGUCAUACAGACGAUCCCUUUCGAAGAUCGUAUGUGUACCUGUUGUACUGUUGUGCAUAUUAUUGGGCGUUAUUCUACUUUCAAUUUAUUAUGCUCGUCGAAAUUCAACGGCGAAUGUGCAGGAUAAUGGCAGUUUAGAGGUGAUAAUGAGCACUACGAUGCCAACAUCGUCGAGCACAUUAGGUCAGUCAAUGAAAAAUAAAAAUAUGUCAAGCAUCUAG